ACUAGACAAGAACGACUAAGGCCUGCGAAUAAAUUAUGUAUGCCUACAGAGACAGUCUGUAAAAAUUUUCUUAAAAAUCAUGGAGCCGUGUAUUAUCAUCCAUGGCGGCUGUAGGCCUAUCCCUGAGGAUUUCAAAGAACCCUACAAACAGGGUGUUCAGCUUGCAGCUAGAAAAGGAUAUGCGGUGCUUCUUGAGGGUGGAAGUGCAGUAGAUGCUGUUGAAGCAGCUGUCAGAAAUAUGGAAGACAACCCUCUUUUCAAUGCUGGACGUGGAUGUGCACUCACAGAGGAAAACACGGCCGAGCUUGAUGCACUUAUAAUGGAUGGACACAGUUUGGCAGCUGGAGCAGUUGCUUGUGUUCAAGCCAUAGCCAACCCUGUCUCUCUUGCACGACGUGUUAUGGAGGAUACUCCUCAUUGCUUGCUAGCUGGGGAAGGAGCUUUAAAGUUUGCUAAGAAGAUUGGAUUUCCUGUUGUUGAGGAUCCAUUAGUGCUUGUCACAGCUGAAUCACAUGAACGCUCAGUUGAUGCAGCAAAUUAUGUGGGAACAGUUGAAGAUUUUAUUUCUGGGAAUUCAAAACAAACAGAUAGUACUGGAAGUUCACAGGGAUUUGACACCGUAGGAGCAGUUGCAUUAGAUUCUCGGGGACAACUUGCAUGUGCAACUUCAACAGGUGUGUUCUCAAUCUCUUGUGGUAUAGUGGAACCCAAGCAAUAGAUACAAUCUUGGAUGUUAUUAGAUAUAUUUAACACAUCAAACUGUAUGGAAUCAUACCAAUCACUUGGAGAAAUUUUCAAUUAAUAUGUAGGGAAACUUAUGAAUCAACAACUAUGUUCAAAUAUGGUAGGCUCUGGCAAAAGGAAGAGCAUUAUAGAAGUGGAGUUGGGGUUGACCUUGUGGCAUAUGAAACAGCUCCAAUCUUCAUUAAAUGGCUUCAUUUUUUGUGGUAUUCAUAGCUUAUCACCUGAUCCCCCCAACUAACAAGCAUUCCCCUUUCUUAACCCUUUAAA
Molecule: messenger RNA, 1011 nt
Organism: Pocillopora damicornis (cauliflower coral)
Lineage: Eukaryota; Metazoa; Cnidaria; Anthozoa; Scleractinia; Pocilloporidae
Product: isoaspartyl peptidase/L-asparaginase
Cellular component (GO): cytoplasm
Molecular function (GO): asparaginase activity
Source: RefSeq, a predicted model, not a curated record